CCUCUGGGAAAUCCGCCCCUGCCUAGAAGUGCUUAAAACCCCUCCGAGCGGACCCUGAACGCAGCAGCUGCAGCAGCACUAUCCAGCCGGUGGAUGAGGACGAUUCUUUAAAAAAACUCCUCAGUUCACAACCCAGGAAACAAUCAGAGAAACCAGCGACAAUGAAUGUGGCCCAUGAAGUAGAAUUGCUGGUGGGGGAGAUUCAGCGACUCGGCAGUAAAAAUGAUCUCGGUCAAAGUACGGUGAAGUUCGGCGUGCUGUUUAACGACGACCGCUGUGCCAAUAUCUUCGAGGCGUUGGUGGGCACCUUGAGAGCUGCCAAGAGGAAGAAGAUUAUCAGCUUCGAGGGCGAGUUGCUCCUGCAGGGCGUCCAUGACCAAGUCGACAUCAUCCUGCUGCAAGAAUGAGACGGAAAUCUGGACCAGGCGCUUUUCUACAGUAACUGUGGGUCUCACUGAAUCCUUCCAAAUUCUGAGCUUCUUGUCCCUGAGCUUCUGUUUCCAGUCAUCCUCCUUCAUGUAUAUGGCUCAAUAUUUGAACUCAAAACGCACAGAUUGCUCCUCACAGUUUGCCAUGUUGAACAGACCCAGCUGCCAGGUCGGCAUUAAAGAUUGAAUUGUGCCAAUUUAGAGAAUAUUUUAGGGUUUUCAUGGGCUGGCAAAACAGCCACAUUCAAAGUUAAAAAUGACAAAGUAGAGUUUCUCUCUUUCUCAGGCGCGGCCUUGCUAUCAACCACGGGUCUGUGAUGUCACAAACGCACAAAUUGGGAACGUUAUAGUUUUUGUAACACAUUAAUUCAGGGUUUUCUUGUUAAUUUUUGGGUAAAUUACAGUAUAUGGUAAUUGUCACAACGAAAUGCCUCUUUUGAUGUUACCAGUAUCAUGAAAAUGGCAAGAUACUGGUUUAGUUUUAGCACUGCACUAGCAAAUUCUCCCUUUCAUCAGCCCCAAGUGGCAGUGGGAGUUUAACCAAGACCUAAAUGCUCAAAAAUCAUGUAUUGUAAUGAUUGUUUUCACAUAUUAAUCUAGUGCAGCUUUAGAACAGCGCGAGUGUGAGUCCACCAACAGUGUCACCUAAUGGCCGCUCCAUUUAUUGUUUACACGAGUCAUUAAUACUACCUCUUGUGGACUUUUUUAAAAAGACUUGAAAGGACCAGUGCUGUUGGAAAUUCAACAAUUCCUUCACGGAACUACAAAGGCAAUUGCAUUUUAAGAAUGUGGCACCUAUUUGUAUCAGCUGCAGCCUCCAAGAGUCGUUUUUAUUCCAUCUUUUUUAUAUGUGGUCUCGAAUGAACUUUCUCUGCUCAACAAACUCCUGAGCUUGCCUUUCAUAAGAAAUAGUUGAUUAACAAAUGGAGAAACCUUUUCUUUAUGUGCCUUUUUUUUGUGUUGCUGUUUCAUUACAGGGUGAUUGGUGCCAAAUGCAAAAGAUGAUUUGUAUUGAUUCUCAGGACCAAAUCAACAUAACCAAAAUAUGUUAAGUAACACUUGCUAUGGCUUAAAUUAGGUUCCAUACUUGUAACACAUUAUGUAGAUUUAUAGUUUUUAUUCAGUACUGUAGGUCCGAUGAAACUUGCAGAUCAGACGUGACCAGUUUGCUCCAUUUCCCACCAGCUUAAAUCACCAUCAAUAAAUAAAUUGUCAUUGCUUAGUAUGGAUGCCCAAAGUAGUCCAGAUUAAAUUAAUAUAUUAUGAAAUAAGCAUACUAAUUAAUACUGAUUGUGCAUUAUUUGCCUCAUAUCACUCAAGAGAAUAAAUGACACAAAUAACCUGCUGAAAUAAAAUGGAGAAAUAUCAUUUUUAGAAUGCAACAGAUUUCAUAUUCAUUAGGUGAGUUUAAAAAUGUUUAAUUAUUUUACAGGUAAAUUUAUAUAUAAUCUGUAUUUACUUGUCAUUUAUCUAAUAUCUAUCUAAUUUGGACCAUUUGGGCUUCCAUAGAGUGGUAAUUAUUUGCAUGCACAUGAAAGACCAGCAAUCGAACAGAUUUUUGCUUAAUGAAUGUAACCUCUACUUGGCAGCUGUUGUUCCCACAUGAAUAAUAUCAAACAUUUUCCUUCAUGUUCACACAUCAGAUCAUUAUUUUCUGAUGUGACUCGAUCAACGCCUGGUCUGCAGGUUUCCUGAGGCUCGUUUAAUGUUCACUGCUGUUGUAUUAGCCAAACUCUUUGUGUUUCAGGUGUUGGUUUGUUGAUUGAGUUUGACUUGAUCUAUUUUUCUGAUCGGUAUAAGAGGUCAUUCACCUGCUUCAUGACGGUUCUCUUAACUUUGUUUUUGUUGCAUAGAUGGACCAAAAAAAAAUCUGGUGAAAUCAAGAGAAGGAGCUUGAUUAUAUUCUGAUUAGGAAUGACAAUGAAUAUAGAAGAAAAGAUCAGUCGUGUGUAAUAUAAUCAUGGGUUCGGUAAAAGUUGUGGGGACAUUGGAGAAACGCAAGAGAGGAAGAAACCUGCUGCUUGUAUCACUGUCAUUUUGGAUUUCAAGAUCAACCUGCUGUUGCUGCACUCGCUGUGUGACGGUAUUUGGUCGGAGGAGAAAGUUAUGAUCUGAGCUGUGCCAAUAACUCAAGCCAUUUCUGUAAACUCAUGGGUCGGGAUGCCUGCACAACGUGUUCAAGUGCGUCAUUACUGUCUUUUGUAUCGGCAAUAACAUAUUCCUGAAAGAACAGAGGUGUCUGUUACUGUGGAAUACAGAACAAAAGAAUAAAAUCUUUACACUUGAAA
Messenger RNA from Hippoglossus stenolepis (Pacific halibut), 2716 nucleotides. It is a transcript of the gene abracl, whose product is annotated as ABRA C-terminal like. NCBI's taxonomy places the organism in Eukaryota, Metazoa, Chordata, Actinopteri, Pleuronectiformes, Pleuronectidae. The record is from RefSeq and is a predicted model, not a curated record. Gene Ontology annotation, biological process: regulation of actin filament-based process. The coding region runs from base 162 to 407 and encodes 81 amino acids. The transcript is spliced from 3 exons.